Molecule: messenger RNA, 842 nt
Organism: Cataglyphis hispanica
Lineage: Eukaryota; Metazoa; Arthropoda; Insecta; Hymenoptera; Formicidae
Exons: 4
Coding region: 216-719 (167 amino acids)
Source: RefSeq, a predicted model, not a curated record
UCGAUGCCGGAUACGCGAGACUUUGUGUGUGCAUGCCAAUUUUGCUAUAUAAGGAAAGGACGUUGAGGUGUUUUGUCAUUCGUAAAGUGCGGUUUUUCCUGUCAAUCGUGCCUUUUCGCUUCUCUAUUCCUUUUCAUUCUCUUCAAUAUUAUCUCCCGAGAAUCGGCAUUAUCUGCAUUAUUUAAAAAAAUGAUUAUAAGUAAGAAAAAUAAAGAAUGAAGGUACUAUUAGUUGUGGUCGCAUUACUCAUAGCCGUCGAGGCUCAGGGAUGGCAAUUUAAUGGCCCUGGUGUCAGAAAUGGAAGAGGAAAUAAUCCUGGCCGAGGUCCUUGGGCAUCUCAGCAGCAACAGAGUCAAAAUAAUAUACUUGUUUCCGACGUCGAAUGGAUAUGCCAAAAUCCGAAAACAAAUGACAUAAUGAUUAUCGCUACCGACAAUGCACGACGACAGCAUCCUGGUAGAGGACCAUGGUGGCAAUGGCAGAAUGUUCCUCCAGGGCAUCAAGCGGAUCAUCACCGGCAUGGAAAUCAAUGGACACAACCGAUUAUUAUUGUUCAAGAACCUACAAGCACUAAUAAUAAUCAAUUACCACCGCUAUUCCCGCAAACAACAAAAACUCCUAACAAUAAUGAUAACAAUUAUAAUGAUGAUAAUCAACCACAAUCCACGCCGCAUUAUCACGGCGGAGAAGGAUUAAUAGAUAUUAGAAUCGCACAAUAAAAAUAUAAUAUAGAACAAUAAAUAUAUAAAGUUUAAAGCUUUGACAUAAGAUUUAUAUUUCUUGAAAGAAAAUCAUUUUAAUAAUUGUAUAAUAAAUAAAAAUAACAAAUAUGUACAAAUGUA